AUGUUACAAGCUAUCACUCUCUUACGACAUUCUCAUUUAUGGGACCAAUCAAUUGAGGUUGGAUUAAAAGAGUGGAUGUCUGAAUAUUAUGUUUGGUUUUCCACUUCAAAACUUGGAAGAAAAGAGGGUAAAGCAUUCAAUAAUCAUGGGACAUUUUACGACAUGCAAGCCUUAUAUUUAUUGGAAUUUCUUGGUCGUCAUGAUGAAGCCAAAGAAUAUGCACAAACUAGUAUCAAAAAUAGAGUAGAUAAAGGUAUUCUACCAAGCGGUGAACAACAUUAUGAAACAGAACGAACGGCAAGUUGGUUUUAUUCAAUUUUUAAUUUACAAGGCCUAUUCUUGCUAGCAGAAAGGUGUGACCGUUUUGGUUGUACGAUUAACGGUCAGAGUGGAUGGAAUUAUGAAGGUCCAGAGAAACAAAGCAUUCAGAGAGCUGUAGAUUUCUUAUUACCAUUUGCGCUUAGUGGCGGGGAAGGUUGGACAAAGAAAAAUAUCAAAGGAUUUGAGAUUAAUGAUUUUGUAAAAUUAUUAGAGUUAUCUUAUAUAAUCUAUGGAGAGGAAAAAUAUCUUGAGGCUAUUGAAGAACUAAGACCUGUGUCGAAAGCUGAACAAGCAGCAGGGUUUAAACUUGCAAAGUGGGAAGAUAAUUAUCUUUGUAAUUUAGCCAUGAUGACAAAUAGGAUGUUAUGGAGCU
Cetraspora pellucida is the source of this 694-nucleotide messenger RNA. The record is from the annotation of a GenBank genome assembly. NCBI's taxonomy places the organism in Eukaryota, Fungi, Glomeromycota, Glomeromycetes, Diversisporales, Gigasporaceae.